AUGGUAUCGUCAGGAUUGGCUAGAAUUGUCAUUGUCCUACACACUGCUAAUGUCCUCCAUGCCUUUGCCAUCGUGGAGAAGGAAGAUAUAUUCAGGCAGACUCCUUGCCCAGCUUUCCUGAUGUUUGAGAAUGCUGCCUACCUGGCUGACAUGAGUUUUGAGCUACCUUGCAAUUGCAAGCCAGAACAGGUCACCUCUGUGGUAUGGUACUUCCAGAAGAACAUGGGCAGUCGGCAGACAAGAGUCUUGACAGAUUUUGAUGGCACUUUGGUUGUGGACUCCAGCUACAUCAAGGUAGGCAGUGACAUGUUCCGGCGCUUCAGUAUUAGGAUGUUCAGUCUUAUUGUCUUCCGAGUUCAGACAGAAGAUUCUGGGCACUAUAUAUGUGGCACAAAGCAAGGAGACUUCUUCUAUGGCUAUGAUGUAGAUGUGCAGGCCUCCAAGGGCAUAGAUGUUGCCUUUACAGACAAAAAUCAACACCCACGGGAGGACCGUGAUGCAAAACAAUUUACGGUCUUCACCAUCUUCUGGGACUGGACCACAUGUGACCGUUGCAAUGUCAGAGGUGAGCAACGAAGAAUUGGUCUUUGCUACAUGAAGAGCGCCUAUCUGCUCAAGCGGUACCGUACCAGCACAGCAGAAGUGGCAUCCUGUGGCUCUAGCUCAAUCCCAAAGCAGUUCCGGGGGAUUAUCCAGAAUAGGAAGCCUGAGAUUGUUAUUCGAAGUUGCAUGAAGUCUUGCAGAAAGAAAAAAUCCUCAAAAAAGGGUGAAGCUUCCAUCUCCAACAUCAUCUCAAAACUUGGGGAAAAACCGUGGGUUCCCAAUGUCCCUGUUCAGUUCCACAAGCAGUCCCUUGGCAGUGGAUUGAUCAUCUCCUGCCCUAGUGCCAGGCCAGAACAUGCUGUGGCCUGGGACAAAGAUUCAACUCGGUUGUAUCUCACCAGGUACCUUACCGGGAUCAAUCGAAGCAUGAGGGUCUUCAUAGAUCAUGGAAACCAACUGCACAUUCGGUUUGCCCAGCUGAGUGACAGAGGCACCUACUACUGCUGGCGAGAGGGGCAAAUGGUAGCUGGUUUCCGGCUCUCUGUGGUGUACGAGAGCCGCCGCAGACGAAGCCUGGAUGAUCCUGAGACACUAUAUGCGGUAAAGGUCAUUGUCACAAGCUAUGUCCUCAUCACUAUACUGUUUGUCGUCAUCCAUGUGGUCCGCUGCUGCCUUUAUGCAUUCAAAUGCACAGCUGUGGAAUAG
This is a messenger RNA of Eublepharis macularius, 1248 nucleotides long. It is a transcript of the gene FAM187A, whose product is annotated as family with sequence similarity 187 member A. The transcript has a single exon. Lineage: Eukaryota; Metazoa; Chordata; Lepidosauria; Squamata; Eublepharidae. Bases 1 to 1248 code for a protein of 415 amino acids. The record is from RefSeq and is a predicted model, not a curated record.